Molecule: messenger RNA, 390 nt
Organism: Cadophora gregata
Lineage: Eukaryota; Fungi; Ascomycota; Leotiomycetes; Helotiales; Ploettnerulaceae
Exons: 2
Coding region: 1-390 (129 amino acids)
Source: RefSeq, a predicted model, not a curated record
AUGGUUGCCAUCCACUCCCUCGUCUCAAUGCUCGCAUUGGCCUUCGCAGCCUCUGCAGCACCAACAGUCAACAUCGAAGCUCGUCAAAGCUCCAUUGCCGGCCUCAAAUUCUUCGCUCCUGAUAACCACGAGUGCGAGAAGAACGGUGACCCUUUCAUCGCACACUUCAACGUCUUCACACCACCCGCCGCCCCUGGCCAACAUGUCACUGGUGUCUGCUAUGAUGGUGGAUCCUAUGGCUCGUUGUUCGUCGAGAACAUCAACGCGCCUUGCAAGUUCCAGAAGCACAUCAGCAACCAAUGUGUCGACAACCCUAUCGAGACCAUUACUGUCGGUGGCUGCAACACGAUUGGAGCUCCUGUUGAGGGUUACUGGAAGAUUGUCUGUUAG